AUGUUCGUCGUGCAGUUCUCACCCACCGGCCGUGUGGCCUGCGGGGGGUCGUUUCUGGACCUGCAUGGGAGGCGCCCGCCGGCGACGAUUCAGGCGGUGCAUCCCACCGGCGUCGCGCCGCCGCCGCCGCCGCCGCUGACCUCGUGGAGCGCCUUCCCAACGUCGAAGAGGCCGCACGGGGAGCCCACGGCGGGCGAGGACGAAAACGCCAAUCCGGCCGGCGAGCACGUGGCACUCGGUUUCUCGCACGCCGCCGACGCCUCCGCGCAGACGUUGUUCUUCUCCGUGGGCGUCUUCCGCUGCGACACCUGGGCGCUGCAGUGGGCUGUCCGCGCGGACGCACUGGGCGACGGGCGACGCGUGUGCCAAGUGUGUUGUCUGAGUGCUCACACCGUCGUCUUCAUCGUCGAGGGCGGCGGCAAGAAGGAGCUCUACGUCGCCUCCAAGGCGGACGUUCCCCGCGUGGCGAAGCGCGAGAACCGUCAGUGGCGCUCCUUCCUCGCAAGCGCCCACCCUGUCGGGAUGAAGUUUGCGGGCGAAGACUUCCACAGCCUUUGCGCCCUCUCGGCGACGUCCUGCCUGCUUCUGACGGGCGCCGGUCGGCUCAUUCGUGUCACGGUGGCGACUGCCCCGCAGCUGGAGGUCACGGAGGAGGAGGUGACCGUCGACGGAGGCCUGGCGGCGGCGCGCGGCGACGGCAGCCGCAGUUUGGUGCUAUCCGGCGCAGUAGGGAAGGACACGGAGUCCGAAAACUGCCACGCGGCCGUGUUUGCCGCGGGCGGCUCCACCUGCCAUGUCAUGAAGCUUGUGGGCACGAAUGCCGCAAUGAAGGUGAGCAGGCCGCAGCCGAUUUCACUGCCUGCGGGGGCGACGGUGGAGCGGGCCGAGUUUGCCGGUCCGCACAUCCUCGUCCUGACGCUCGCGUUUAACAAAAGAACGACCUUUGCGCUUCAGAUGACGUGUCUUGUGCCCUCGCAGUCGCCCUCCACCGCCACAGCUCCAGCAUCCUCAGCAGCGCCGUCUGAGAGCCCCUUCAGUUGUAUUCCCUUUGCACCACUGCGGAUGGCGGCGCAGCAGGUGCCGCUGGCGACGAUGUAUUGUGCAGAAAAAGAGACACACGUUGUGCUUGUGAGCCGCCCGCAUCGUGCGGCGGACGCUGGCAGGCGCCACGACGCGGCCACGAGCAGCGCCACGGGCGGCGGCGAGUCCUCGUGGUGGAGUUGUCUGGAGUAUGCGGAGCUGCCGCUGCAGGAGGGGCCGUACCCGGAGGAGGUGCUCCGCAACGCAACAUGGCGUUCCCUUCCAGAGCCGUGCUCCACCGCCCUCCCCACCGUCGCGGCGGCGGGGGCGCUUGGCGCGGAGGGCACCGACGGUGACAAUGAGGAUGAGGAGGAGGACAACAACAAUGACGACGACGACGACGGCGACCACCACCACCACCACCACCACCACGCGACUGCCACGGCCGCCGCCGCCGCCUUCCAGCGUGGGCUGGCCUUGCUGAGUCACACCCCGUCUGGGGGGCAGUGGGAGCCCAUCCGCCUGCACUACGCGUUAGCGGCGCCCCUUUCGCGGCGAAAGGCGGCAGGGGAAAAAAGCAGCAACGUUGCAGUGAAUGUGCUGGCGAUUGAGACCGCCCCGUUUGUGCAUACGCGGCUGGUGAAGCAGUGGCAUAACGCCACGCGCGGCCUGCGGUGUUUGCUCGACGAGGCCAAUAACACCGUGGGGGGCCUCGCACCGUUCGCCGUCGCCUGGAACCCGCGGCACCUCCGACGGGCGCUUCGGCUGUUCAGCCAGGAAGGCCUUCGGCUGCUCUUCGGCCGCGUCGCCGAUGCCCUCCGCGCCUCCACGCAGCCGGGCGAGGCGCCAAGUCUCUUCUAUGGGGCAGCGGCCACCGCCGUGACGGACGUGGCGCUGCAGAUCAUCACACUCGCCCGCCAGGUGGGCGCGCUGCUCGCGCCGGAGGACGUGGCGGUCAACGCGUUGCUGCUGCGGGCCUCACGGGAGGCGGGCCACUUGGUAGUAAACAACACCGCCCGUGGCCGGCUGCUGCUUGAGAGCGUCGUGCGCAGCCGGCUGGCGAACCGUGUGCUUGGCGGCGUGACAGCGAACCACAGGGCGGCGCAUAGCGGCAGUGACCCCACCGCAGACGAGGAGGCGGAUGCGGCGGAGGCUGAGUUUCUCAACGCGCCAGCCGAGUUGCGGGUGGAGCGUGCGCUGCGCACCAAAUACGCCCCGAACACGUGGACGCAGCAUUUACUGCGGAGGCACGGCGAGCACAGCGCGGUGGUGGCGAGGGCCCUGCAGCACCUCCAGGCCGUUGCCCCCCUGCUGCAGCAGCAGGCCGCAGUCGGCGGCGGCGGGGAGGGCGGGGAGGCGGCGCAACACCCGCAGAGUGCGGUGGCGCCUGCGCUGCUGCCGGAUUGGAUGCCGCUGGGACGGCGGGCGCACGCCAGCGCCGCCUUCACGGAGUACGAGUCCGCCCUGCUGCACCCCGCCGCCGCCCGCUAA
Trypanosoma conorhini is the source of this 2511-nucleotide messenger RNA. RefSeq lists its product as uncharacterized. The transcript has a single exon. Bases 1 to 2511 code for a protein of 836 amino acids. The record is from RefSeq and is a predicted model, not a curated record. Lineage: Eukaryota; Euglenozoa; Kinetoplastea; Trypanosomatida; Trypanosomatidae.